Messenger RNA from Peniophora sp. CBMAI 1063, 1557 nucleotides. The record is from the annotation of a GenBank genome assembly. Lineage: Eukaryota; Fungi; Basidiomycota; Agaricomycetes; Russulales; Peniophoraceae.
AUGGAAGUGUCACUGCUUCGGCGGGAAGUCUUGCGGUCAACCAAGCUCAGAAGUCGGGGAGCAUCCAGCUCCGUUGGGUUAGGCGAUUACUUCGACGCGACAUAUACUGUGCUCGUUGAUGUUGGAGAUACCACGUUGCCUCUGGUACUAGAUACAGGUUCUGCCGAUCUUUGGGUAUUGUCGCAGCAAUCUCCAACAGAAUCCGUCCCGGUCUACGCCGACGUAUCGUUCAACUCGGCUGGUCUUGACGCGGCUUUUCUCUAUGGCGAUUCGCGAACAGGCACAGCGGCAUAUGGACCCAUCGGUCGCGAUGUCUUCUCGUUAGCCGGUCUUCCUAGUCCCAACCAGUACUUUGCUUCUGUCGGCAAAACAAAUACGAGCGUAGAGCGUACGGGUGCUGCAGGCAUAUUCGGGCUUGGAUUCCCGCUCAACAGCGUCAUAUGGAACGAACUUCUCAGCGCCCAGUAUCCUCGUGCUCGUCGACGAUCUAAGGAUCUGGAUCUGACUACGAAGACUUUUCCUGACCUGUCGUUCAUCUCUACGUCCCAGUUGGCUCCUGUUUCGGGAACCAAGGUUCCAUUGCGACGGGCUAUACCGACUGUGGAGGAUGUCCUCGAUAGCUUCGCUUCAUAUGGUCCCCCAACAGCUCGUCUGGCACUUGGUGGCGCACUAGCUGCACCCAUGUUUUGUAUUGCUCUACAGAGAGAAGUCGUUGACAUCGGUGGAAAUGCCGGAGCUCUCACACUUGGCGGCCUUCCUGCCGGAGUCGACGCUCAGGCAUUGAAGUGGGCCAAUGUUCGCACCUACGCCAGUGAAGAAGGUGGACUGGGGGCACCUAUGACUUCUCCUGACGAAAAGUAUCCUUUGGCUUGGGAAGUCCCCGUGGACGACGUCUAUCUGGAUGGGCAACGGCUUCCCCGUUCGAACCUAUCUUCGGCCACCAUCGCCCUCACGGCGCUCAUUGACACAGGAUCCUCCCUCGUACGCGGGCCCGCGGAUGUGCUGGCGCUCAUCUACUCGCGGAUCGGCGGAGAAGACUAUCCAUGUGGAACUGUUCACACGCUCGCUUUCAGCAUUGCUGGACAGCUCUUCCCUAUGGAUCCACGCGACUUCGGCUCCCAAUCCUUCGACGAUUCGGCUGCUACUUGCACGCCUGCUCUUGCUCCUGCCGAUCCUCCUGGUGGUGGAUUUCUCUAUAGUUGGAGCCUUGGCGAUCCAUUCCUGAAAGGGGUGCUGACCGCUUACUACUACGGCAACUUGACAUAUCCUUCCCAAGAUCUUCCGCGCAUUGGCUUUUUGUCCACUGUGCCGCCCGAUGCCGGAGACCGCCUGGCUCACGUUGUCGAAAAUGCCGUGACUGCGGGCGAACUCCUCGCUUCGACGGCUGAGCCUGCCCCCACCGGCUAUGUACUUGGACCCACCAACUCUCUUGGAGUGCCGCAAGCCGUUCCCAGCGGCUCUACGCACGUGGACAACUUCGCUUCCCCAAGAGUAGUCGUGGAUCCGAUUUUAACGAUGCUCGCUGUUUGUCUCAGCGUACUGCUAUUCUCGUACUGA